AUGGAUUUGCAUGCCCUUGCACGAGCUUUCGAGAAGCAAACCGCUCGACACCCAUCCUCCAGUGGCAGCACCACUCCCGACCGCAUCACUCCGUUUCCUAUUCGUCUGAUACAUGAAAAGGCUUCUCGAAGAGCCCAUUCCGUCUUGCCGGUUACCAAACCUCAAAACGAUGAUUUCUAUCGUUUCUGGGACCGAUUCCUUGCAACAUCUUCACGUGCGAAUACAUCUGCGCCGGGCCGUCGCAUCGAGCAGACCUUGAAAGAUACCAGUGACGAGAACAAUGGCCUGCAUACACAAGAAAGCUCAGUGGCGUCUUACGAAAAGGCCAAGAAAGAGUGUCAGGAAAAGGUUGAGGCUAUCGUCAGCGAGUGUACUCGUCUGAACCAGAAAUACCGUGACAGACAUUUCGAAGUCGAACUCGCCCAGCAUGAUUGCAUCGUGCCUUUAGUCGAUGUAGAAGGUAACUCACAUGCCAUACAGCCGUCUGGCGUCAAACGAGUAAAGGACAUAUUCGAGAACCCCACGUUCAACGCAGAGGGUGCCUGCGGUGACGAUGUCAUGCAAGGCUCCCUCGGAAACUGCCGGUUCAUUGCAGCCCUUGUGUCUGUCGCCGCAAAACCAGGACUCAUGCAACGACUCUGCGUAGCCCGUGACGAGGCUGUCGGCGUAUAUGGUUUCGUCUUCUUCCGUGAUGGAACCUGGAUACCAGAGAUCGUCGAUGAUCGCCUCUUCAUACAUGUCUCUGACGGCGAUGAUUUAUUCGUCGGCAAGUACGUUGACGAGAGACAAAUGAGGAGUACCUUCAACAACGGCAACGACAUCACCAAGCUGAGAGAAACUCUGCAGAAAGGUGGCGAGGCUUUGUAUUUUGCGCGAUGUCGUGACAGCCAGGAUACGUGGUUGCCGUUGAUAGGGAAGGCGUAUGCGAAAGCUCAUGGCGAUUAUGGCUCACUGUACGGUGGCUGGGUCGGCGAGGGCACGGAAGACUUGACUGGUGGUGUAUCAACAUGUCUUGCAACAUCAGACAUCCUGGACAAAUCAUUGCUGUGGAAGCAGUUGAUGCAAGUCAAUGACACGUACCUCAUUGCUGGUGGUGCGUUCUUCUAUCGGGAGAACGGUGGCUUCGGCAGACAUGCAUAUGCAGUACUGCAGGCCGUUGAACAUAAAGAAUUGCGACUGCUCAAAAUCAGAAAUCCGUGGGGUAGCAACAAGAACCCAGACAACCUCGACGGACCCUUCAACCACAAGUUUGAGGAGUGGAAUGCUGAGCUUGUCGAGCAGCUCAAAUUCAAUUUUAAAGAUCCCGGCGCGAGUUGGCCACACGCGAUACGGUUUGACGGAUGUGCUGACAUAGAUCCANNGGUCUUCUGGGUCACCCUCGACAACUUUCUUCGAUAUUUCGACUCUGUCCAACGCACCCGUCUUUUCGACGAGACAUGGACGUUGACCCAACAAUGGACUUCUGUCGAGGUACCUGCAGGAGCAUCUACCUACCUGGACACCAGCUUCCAGAUAAUUCUAUCUCAACCAGGCCCUGUCGUCAUUGUUCUCGCUCAACCAGAUGACAGACACUUCCAGGGUCUUCAGGGACGAUACACAUACUGCCUACAUUUCCGUGUAUACAAUGCCAACGACGAGACCAAGUUUCUGGCACGCAGCAUGCACGUUUCUAGUGGAUAUUACAUCAAUACCCGCUCAGUCAGCGUGGAUCUCGAGCUCGAAGCUGGCAGCUACAACAUUCUCAUCAAGAUUGAGCCGACACGAAACUCCCGUCGUACUGCAGAGUCUGUCAUCGAAUCUGAAGCACUCUAUCGGAAACAAAAGCUGCUUCAAACAGGUCGUAACUUCGAACUCGCACACGCCAAAGGCAAGCUUCGAGANAAAGGAGGUAGAAGUACGAAAACAGAAAAAGCACAAGCGAAAAGGAAAACUCGUGAUCAACAAGCCAAGAUGAGGGAGCGAAGGCACGAAGCAAAAGCUCGAGACAGGAAACGCAAAGAUAGAAUCAUGCAAGAAAAGAAAGACCGAGAGACAAGCUUUCUUCUGAGGCGAGCUGGUUAUGUUGCCAUCGCUCCUCCUCUUCCACCCGACAAUCUCGACCCACCUAUCGUGAUUAUACCUGAACCCGGCAAAGUCACUGGAUGCUUCGACAGGUUUGAUAAAGACCCUAAUGCCGAGCUGGACGACGAUGAUUUCUUGUGGGACAGCGAUAUGGAUGGGGACGUCUAUUCGUCAUCUAGUGAGGACGAGCCAGAUUGGUAUGCUGAGGAUCCAUGGAAUGCGCUUCUUGUGCUUGGGCUGAGAGUCUAUUCGCAAGCAGGUGGUGUUACCAUCAAAAUCAGAGAUGGUGAGGAGACAGACGACGAAGAAGUCACGCCAUCGGCGAGUGCAGCUGAGUCCGACAGCCCGUCGGGAUCCAAGGCAGGCAAAUCAGAGCAAAAGCUUGAGAAGUACAAGGCNCAAAGUCAGCCGACUGACUCAAAGACUGCUAUUGGUGAAGGCAUCGCAAAACAGCCCCCGACUUCAAGUGGAACAACACUCACGCACAGUGAGGAAGGCAAGAGCUCGAGCAACACUGCAGACGUGACGACACCCUCUCCCAGCAGCGACUCAACAAUCUCAGACACGAAUGUCACAAACACUACAACACCGGAGCAAAAGAACUGA
Molecule: messenger RNA, 2667 nt
Organism: Aureobasidium musti
Lineage: Eukaryota; Fungi; Ascomycota; Dothideomycetes; Dothideales; Saccotheciaceae
Source: the annotation of a GenBank genome assembly